AUGGACAACGAAUGGAACGAAGACGACGACAACGACAACGACAACGACGAUGGACGACAAAAAGCAAAUGGUUUGAAAACGUCAACAAAAAUCAAUUUGUCACACAACAUCGUUGGAUACUUUCACUAUUUUGGAUGCAUAACAGCGGCAUUAACCAAUACUGAGGGAUUCGUAAGGGGUUUGUUAUUCACAACACUUUGUCGCAAGUUCAUUUGGGUAAAAGAUAUUUUAUCGUUUCAGGAACAACACCAUCGUCAUUCUCAAUCCAGAAAAUCACCUUCAUGCAGUAAAUUUGCUGCUUCAUCUUCCUCUUCAGCUGGUCACAGCAAUACAAGGAAAUCAUCGCUUGAGUAUCUCUUUUUAACUUUGUUUGUAUCGUUUGGAAACGCUUGGCUUACGCACAAAUGGUACAGAGAGAAUUUAAAGAACUAUCCAAAGAGACGUAAUUCCAUAUAUCCAUACAUUCCUUAG
Molecule: messenger RNA, 471 nt
Organism: Eupeodes corollae
Lineage: Eukaryota; Metazoa; Arthropoda; Insecta; Diptera; Syrphidae
Product: polyprenol reductase-like
Exons: 3
Coding region: 1-471 (156 amino acids)
Biological process (GO): lipid metabolic process
Molecular function (GO): oxidoreductase activity, acting on the CH-CH group of donors
Source: RefSeq, a predicted model, not a curated record